Molecule: messenger RNA, 1705 nt
Organism: Populus nigra (black poplar)
Lineage: Eukaryota; Viridiplantae; Streptophyta; Magnoliopsida; Malpighiales; Salicaceae
Exons: 14
Coding region: 88-1635 (515 amino acids)
Biological process (GO): RNA processing
Molecular function (GO): nucleotidyltransferase activity; RNA binding
Source: RefSeq, a predicted model, not a curated record
CGCUCUCUAAAACACUUAAAAAAAAAACCAUAAAUCCCCAUUUUCACUAAGGUUUAAGCACACCCUUCUCUAUCUGUCAAUCAAUCCAUGGCAAUUUCAAGCUUAAGCUUUGCUUGUAGACCCGGUUUUCCUCUUAGGCCAUCUCUUAUUCACCGCAUUCAAAAAGUUCGGUUCAGCUCAGUUGCAGCAAUUGAAACCCUUGAUGUUCAAGAGAAUGUUAUCAAAGGCAACAGUCGAAACUUGGGGGACUGUAAGGCGCCGGAGUGGAAGAAAUUGAGUUCCAAGGAACUUGGACUCAGUAAUUCAUUGAUUUCAAUGCCUACAAAGAAGGUCCUUAAUGGGCUUAAGAAAAAUGGAUAUGAGGUUUAUCUCGUGGGAGGUUGUGUCCGGGAUCUUAUUUUAAAGAGAAUACCAAAGGAUUUUGAUAUAAUCACAUCAGCUGAGCUUAAAGAGGUAGUAAGGGCAUUUUCACGGUGUGAAAUAGUUGGCAAAUGGUUUCCCAUAUGUCACGUGCAUGUUGGGGAUACUAUUGUGGAGGUUUCGAGUUUUAGCACCACAGGACGGAAGUUCAAGGUGGAUUUGAGAAAUGACAUCAUUUGUCCCAUUGAUUGUGAUGAGAAGGAUUAUGUUCGUUGGAAGAAUUGUUUGCAGAGGGACUUCACUAUAAAUGGGUUGAUGUUUGAUCCAUAUAAAAGAAUAGUGUACGAUUAUAUGGGAGGUCUGGAAGAUAUUAAAAAGGCUAAAGUGCGAACAGUGAUCCCAGCUGGUAUUUCUUUUCAAGAGGACUGUGCUCGCAUUCUGCGUGCAGUAAGAAUUGCUGCUCGAUUAGGAUUCCGUUUUACAAGGGAAACAGCUCACUUUGUCAAAAAUCUUUCUCACUCGUUAUUAAGACUUGACAAGCCAAGAAUCAUGAUGGAGAUGAACUAUAUGCUAGCAUAUGGUUCUGCUGAAGCUUCUUUGAGGAUAUUAUGGAAAUUUGGACUUCUUGAACUACUUCUGCCCAUCCAGGCAGCAUAUUUUGUUCGUGAUGGUUUUAAGAGACGGGAUAAGAGAUCUAACAUGCUUCUGUGUCUGUUUUCUAACUUGGAUAAACUCCUUGCACCUGAUAGGCCAUGCCACAGCAGCCUAUGGGUUGGAAUCUUAGCAUUCCAUAAAGCAUUAGCUGACCAACCAAGGGAUCCUAUGGUAGUGGCAGCAUUUUGUCUAGCUGUUCACAAUGGUGGGGAUAUUUUAGGAGGAGUAAACAUGGCAAGGAAGAUCACCAAGCCACAUGACAUCAGCUUUCAUGAGUUAACUAAACCUCAGGAUCUGGACUCUGAGAUGCUGAUUGAUGAGGUUGUGGAUUUCGCUGCAUCUGUUAAACAAGUUUUAAAUUGGAUGACCGAUGAGUAUUAUGUUUCACUGGCAAUGGCAGAGUACCCUCAAGCACCGUAUUCAGAUUUGGUAUUCUUUCCGUUGGCAGUGUAUUUAAGAGUGUGCCGGAUUUUUGAGUGCUCAAGAGAUGGCCCGGAAAAAGGUUUUCUGCCAAAGCAAGGUAGAAAGAUCGAUUACGAGAUGUUGGGUUUGGGAGGCCUGCAGGAAGUUCGGCAUACUUUUGCGAGGGUUGUUUUUGAUACUGUGUACCCGGUUAAUUAAAACACUAUGAAUAUUAUCAUAUUUUGCUCUUCUCACGGAAAAAAAUCAUUGAACUAGCUAUUGAUUUUAA